CAACCUGACCGGAAAUGGAAAUGCCCCUCCAGGGCUCUGGCAGGAGCAGGGAAGCCCUCGGGUAAGGGCUAGGUGACAGAUGGCACCCUCAAUCCACAGCAGUGGUUGUCCCCACUUAUUCUGUGUGGUAGGAACCAAAGCCUCUAAGGCCUGGAGUAUUAACAGAGCCCUUCCUGCUACUGUUCAUCUGGAGCCUCACGUAAGAGCACGAGACCAGGAAGCAGAGGACAGAAAGGAGAACUAGGCAAGAGAACAUUCUACUGUCUAGACUGAGACAGAUCCUUCUCCACUCUUGGCCCUGAUGUGGGCACAGGUGACAGCGGAGCUGAAGAAAUGAUUCCCAGAGUAAUAAGAUUGUGGCUGCCUUCAGCUCUGUUCCUCUCUCAGGUCCCAGGCUGUGUCCCACUGCAUGGCCCCAGCACUAUCACAGGCGCUGUUGGGGAAUCGCUCAGUGUGUCAUGUCAAUACGAGGAGAAAUUCAAGACUAAGGACAAAUUCUGGUGCAGAGGGUCACUGAAGGUACUCUGUAAAGAUAUUGUCAAGACCAGCAGCUCAGAAGAAGUUAGGAAUGGCCGAGUGACCAUCAGGGACCAUCCAGACAACCUCACCUUCACAGUGACCUAUGAGAGCCUCACCCUGGAGGAUGCAGACACCUACAUGUGUGCGGUGGAUAUAUCACUUUUUGAUGGCUCCUUGGGGUUCGAUAAGUACUUCAAGAUUGAGUUGUCUGUGGUUCCAAGUGAGGACCCAGUCACAGGUUCGAGCCUUGAGAGUGGUAGAGAUAUCCUGGAAUCCCCCACAUCCUCAGUUGGGCACACUCAUCCCAGUGUGACCACAGAUGACACAAUUCCUGCUCCCUGCCCUCAGCCUCGGUCUCUUCGGAGCAGCCUCUACUUCUGGGUCCUGGUGUCUCUGAAGUUGUUCCUGUUCCUGAGCAUGCUUGGUGCUGUCCUCUGGGUGAACAGGCCUCAGAGGUGCUCUGGGGGAAGCAGCUCUCGGCCCUGUUAUGAGAACCAGUGAAGUCUGUUGACAUCAAGGCCCUGUCCCUAAACACAGCUCCUCUGGUGGCUGAGGACAGCCAGUAAAUACAUAUUUCUUGAGAAUGCUCUGAGACUUUUAGAAGAUUCUCUGUGGUGUAU
Molecule: messenger RNA, 1139 nt
Organism: Mus musculus (house mouse)
Lineage: Eukaryota; Metazoa; Chordata; Mammalia; Rodentia; Muridae
Gene: Cd300c2
Product: CD300C molecule 2
Exons: 4
Coding region: 334-1020 (228 amino acids)
Cellular component (GO): plasma membrane
Source: RefSeq, marked validated